GUGAGGAAUCACCAAGUCUUGCAACGGCCAUGGCAGCGACGAGUUCCAGGAGGAGAGGCCGAGGCGCGUGUCUCAGCUUCCUCGGGAUUGUGCUGGCGCUCUCCCUAUGGUGGCCGAGCACGGAGUCCCCAUUUGCCGCCCACAACUUUGCCGGAGGAGCUCGGCUGAAGAACCGCAACAACGCACUGGUGAGACCACGCCCUUUGCACGCUGGAGUCGCCUCGCGUGCCAGGGCUGCGCAAGAGGACAACAGUGCCCAGGCGUGGGGGCCAUGUGCAUCAGGCCUGAACGCUGGGCUUCUUGGCUAGCUCGAUCUCGAGGAGGAGGUGACUGCAGAAGCCGAACGGGUGCUGGAGGAUUCCCACAGGGCACAGGUGACCCGCUGGCACCCUGUGCGUGGCGGAGUUGCUUCGUGCGCCAGCCGGCAGCAGGGCGCUCCAAGAAGCAGUCCUGGAUCUUCCAUCGCUGUCUUUUUUCAAGGACAGCGACGAGGCAGGGGGCGGGGGGCAUGCGCCAGGCUCGGUUGGGUGCUGGCACGAAACACUUUUCGGACGGCGUUGCGCCAUAGAACGCCGUUCAACGCCGUUUUCGGACGCUGCCUACCGACGGUUCGUUUCUGGCUUCUGGCCGGGGUGACUCGGCCGAGUCGGGGGCCCGGCCCCGAGAAGGGCGAGAGGCGCUGCUGCAGCUCCAGGUAUGCCGCGCCGGUCCGUUGGUGGUUCGGGACGUCCGCCAGGGCCGACAUCACGGGCGCCGCGCGUGGCCCGGCGCGUACGAUAUGCAGAAUGUUAUGUCGGUGGGCAAGAACGGCCCAAAGUACUCUGCCGCAUCUCGCCAUCAUGUCCACGGACAGCUAUGUCACCCUUGGUCCUGGCACCUACAACGCGCACACCACCUCCUUUGUCUACUGGCCCGAGGCGCUGAUCAGGGUUCGGCAGAAAGUGACCUAAUUGUAAGCGCUUCGCGUUGCCCGCCUC
Molecule: messenger RNA, 977 nt
Organism: Effrenium voratum
Lineage: Eukaryota; Dinophyceae; Suessiales; Symbiodiniaceae
Source: the annotation of a GenBank genome assembly